UCUGGUCUGGGCUCUGGGGCUUGUCCCGAGAGGCCGAAUUGGUGCGGGGGCGGGAGUGGAAAGGUGGAAUUGUGGGAGUCGCAAGCUGGUCAGCCUUUCAGCUCUUUCCAUCUCCUGUUUUCUACUCUGCACGGAUCUUUUGAGACCUGGUUCCUGCACUAAAAGCUUCCUUUGAGCCCAGCGCACUUUAUCUCUGUACGCUUCUUUGUCUGUAAAAUGGGGACAGUGACCCCUAUGUUAAGAGAUUACCUGAGUAAGCGAGCGAAAAGUGGCUAACACUAACCCUAAGGACCAAAAGAAAGGAACUGGGUGCGCGUUUUGCGGGAAGGGUUCUGUGUAUGACGUGUUGUUUGGGUGAGGGGAGAUCGAGAGUGUAGGAGGGCAGGCGGAGGUUCAGAUGAGCUGCAGCUGUGUGAGAGCUGAACACAAGAUGUGCUGAGAUCACAGAAAAGGGAAAAAAGGAGCUGGUCGCUGUCGGCUAAGCAAGGUGGGAGCUGGCCGGCGUCCACCUCCAGCUCGAGUAAGGGUGGCUGUGCGACUGCGGCCAUUUGUGGAUGGAACAGCUGGAGCAAGUGACCUCCCCUGUGUACGGGGUCUGGACAGAUGUUCUCUAGAGAUUGCCAACUGGAGAAACCACCAAGAAACACUCAAAUACCAGUUUGAUGCCUUCUAUGGGGAGAGGAGCUCUCAGCAAGACAUUUAUGCAGGAUCAGUGCAGCCCAUCCUAAGGCACUUGCUGGAAGGGCAGAAUGCCAGUGUGCUCGCCUAUGGGCCCACAGGAGCAGGGAAGACACACACUAUGCUGGGCAGCCCAGAGCAACCUGGAGUGAUUCCCCGGGCUCUCAUGGACCUUCUACAGCUCACAAGGGAGGAAGGUGCUGAAGGCAGGCCAUGGGCCUUGUCUGUCACUAUGUCCUACUUAGAGAUAUACCAAGAGAAGGUAUUAGACCUCUUAGACCCUGCAUCAGGAGACCUGGUGAUCCGAGAAGACUGUCGAGGAAACAUCCUAAUUCCAGGCCUCAUGCAGAAGCCCAUCACUAGCUUUGCUGAUUUUGAGCAGCACUUUCUGCCAGCCAGUCGAAAUCGGACUGUGGGAGCCACCCGCCUCAACCAGCGCUCCUCCCGCAGUCAUGCUGUGCUCCUGGUUAAGGUCGAUCAGCGGGAACGUUUGGCCCCAUUUCGCCAGCGGGAGGGGAAACUCUAUCUGAUUGACUUGGCUGGCUCAGAGGACAACCGGCGCACAGGCAACAAGGGCCUGCGGCUGAAGGAGAGUGGAGCGAUCAAUACUUCCCUAUUUGUACUGGGCAAGGUGGUGGAUGCACUGAACCAGGGCCUCCCUCGUGUACCUUACCGGGACAGCAAGCUCACUCGUCUGUUGCAGGACUCUCUGGGUGGCUCAGCCCACAGCAUCCUCAUUGCCAACAUUGCGCCUGAGAGACAUUUCUACCUAGACACAGUCUCUGCACUCAACUUUGCUGCAAGGUCCAAGGAAGUGAUCAACCGUCCUUUUACCAAUGAGAGCCUGCAACUUCAUGUCUUGGCACCAGUUAAACUGUCUCAGAAAGAACUGCUAGGCCCAUCAGAGGCAAAAAGAGCCCGAGGCCCUGAGGAAGAAGACAUUGGGAAUCCUGAGCCCCCAGCAGUUCCAGCCUCUGCCUCCAGGAAACUCAGCCCCCUACAGAAGCUAAGUAGCAUGGACCCGGCCAUGCUGGAGCGCCUUCUAAGCUUGGACCAUCUGCUGGGCUCCCAGGGGAGCCAAGGGACCCCUCUGCUGAGCACCCCAAGGAGAGAGCGGAUGGUACUUAUGAAAACAGUGGAGGAAAAGGAUUUGGAGAUUGAGAGGCUUAAGAUGAAGCAAAAAGAACUAGAAGCUAAGGUGCUGGCCCAGGAGGCUGCGGACUCAAAAGAGAAAGAGAAUUGCUCUCCCACAGUGCUCCGACCCCUGACCCACCGCACAGUCACAGUGGCGAAGUCCUUUAAAAAGGCUGUGGUGAUGCCCUUACAACUAAUUCAGGAGCAGGCAGCCUCCCCACAUGCCAAGAUCCAUAUCCUGAAGAAGAAAGGCCGGAAGAGAAAGCUGGAGUCCCUGGAUGCCUCAGAGCCAGAGGAGAAGGCUGAGGACUGCUGGGAGCUACAGAUCAGCCCGGAACUAUUGGCCCAUGGGCGCCAAAAAAUACUAGAUCUGCUGAACGAAGGCUCAGCCCGGCAACUGCGCAGCCUGCAGCGCAUAGGCCAUAAGAAAGCCCAGCUCAUCGUGGGCUGGAGGGAGCUUCACGGCCCUUUCAGCCAGGUCGAGGACCUGGAACGCGUGGAGGGCAUAUCUGGGAAACAGAUGGAGUCAUUCCUUAAGGCGAACAUCCUGGGUCUCGCAGCAGGCCAGAGCUGUGGCCCCUCCUGAUUUCCAGCUCCUCUCCUGACUCUGCCGCGUUGUUGUUUUUCUUUUUUAAAUCCACGGAUAACCGCUUGUCAUGUAAAUACAGUAUUUACUCCUA
This is a messenger RNA of Manis javanica (Malayan pangolin), 2492 nucleotides long. The record is from RefSeq and is a predicted model, not a curated record. Lineage: Eukaryota; Metazoa; Chordata; Mammalia; Pholidota; Manidae.